UCCCCAUGUUUCAAUAAAGAGGUGUUUCUAAUCAUACAUCCCAAAGUAAGCUCCGCUCCUCUGUGAGACUUGAGAAUGUCUGCAUCAUCCAGAAACACUCGUACUUGGCCAAGUGUGUGCACUGAUCUCACACUUGGCCGGAGCAUCUCAUCUUCUCUCCUCAAUACUUCAAAGCCAAGGGAAGAAGCAUUGAGGAGCACACUUCCAGGCAAAGCAGAGAAUUACCAUCAUCAAAAUUCUUCUUUAUCUGUCAAGGUCUACAUGGAGGGAAUCCCAAUUGGCAGAAAAGUGAAUCUGUUUGCUCAUGAUGGUUAUGAUGCUUUAAUCACAUCUCUGAGCCUCAUGUUCAAGAUCACCAUUCUAUCAGGUCCUGAUCAAGUUUAUUCAGAGAAAAAUUAUGUGUUAACUUACGAAGAUCAAGAAGGGGAUUGGAUGCUGGUUGGAGAUGUGCCUUGGGAGAUAUUCUUGACUAGUGUGAAAAAAUUGAUGAUCACUAGAGUGGACAGAUGUGGAAGCAGCUGGAAUACUCCGAGAGAGAAAGUGGCAACCAAGGACCGUCGUUGACGGCAGGGGCUAUAUGUGCCUUUGAACAAGUGCCAUUAUUUUUGUUCGAUCGUCGUUCAUCUAUUUUUGCGGAAAAUGAUUUCUACUCGAAGAGAUUUUCAGAAAGGACCUCCUGGCUGGAUGAUUUGCAGAUUUGUUAUUGUUCUAUAUGUUUGGCUCAGCUAGAAUAUGUCAAUAUAAGAUGUGCUUGUAUA
Rosa chinensis is the source of this 758-nucleotide messenger RNA. RefSeq names its product auxin-responsive protein IAA31. The transcript has 5 exons. Gene Ontology annotation, cellular component: nucleus. The coding region runs from base 76 to 564 and encodes 162 amino acids. Gene Ontology annotation, biological process: regulation of DNA-templated transcription. NCBI's taxonomy places the organism in Eukaryota, Viridiplantae, Streptophyta, Magnoliopsida, Rosales, Rosaceae. The record is from RefSeq and is a predicted model, not a curated record. Gene Ontology annotation, molecular function: protein binding.